This is a messenger RNA of Chenopodium quinoa (quinoa), 1552 nucleotides long. RefSeq names its product peroxisomal nicotinamide adenine dinucleotide carrier-like. The record is from RefSeq and is a predicted model, not a curated record. Lineage: Eukaryota; Viridiplantae; Streptophyta; Magnoliopsida; Caryophyllales; Amaranthaceae. Bases 138 to 1148 code for a protein of 336 amino acids. The transcript has 11 exons. Gene Ontology annotation, biological process: nucleotide transport; transmembrane transport.
AUGUUGAAACGCAACAACUGAAAGCGAUCUUGCACUCGCUACAUCCAAAGUCAAGAUACCGUCUUUCCCCCCUCAUUUUCUCUCUCCUCUCAUCGAUCAACAAACCCUCAUUUUCCGAUCAACAAUUUUGCUGCAGUAUGUCGGAUGCUCUCAUCAAUGGCCUCGCCGGCGCCGGCGGCGGUAUCAUCGCUCAGCUCAUCACUUAUCCUCUUCAAACUGUUAAUACUCGGCAGCAAACGGAUCGGAAUACGAAGAAGGAGAAGAAGAAGCUUGGAACUCUUGAACAAAUGUGUCAGGUUGUGAAGCAUGAAGGAUGGGGGAGGCUGUAUGGAGGUUUGACACCGUCAUUAGUAGGUACUGCUGCUUCUCAGGGUGUUUACUAUUAUUUCUAUCAAAUAUUCAGGAAUAAGGUUGAAGCUAUUGCUCUUGACCGCAGGAAGAGAGGACUUGGGGAUGGAUCUGUUGGUAUGUUGUCAUCGUUAAUUGUGGCUGCUAUGUCUGGGUGUACAAAUGUGUUGCUGACAAAUCCCAUAUGGGUUAUUGUCAUUCGGAUGCAGACGCACACUAAGGCUUCCAAGAAAGUACAGCCCAAUCAAGCUAUAAGAUCUCCUGAAGAUAGUUUAGUUGCAAUGGAGCCACCACCUUAUGGAACUAGCCAUGCAAUUCAAGAAGUUUAUGAUGAAGCUGGAUUUUGGGGCUUUUGGAAAGGUGUAAUACCAACAUUGAUAAUGGUAAGCAAUCCAUCUAUACAGUUCAUGCUGUAUGAGACCCUAUUGAAAAAGCUGAGGCAGAGGCGUGCAAUGAAUAAAAAUGAUAGCAAGGGAGUAACUGCUUUAGAGAUAUUUUUACUUGGGGCUGUAGCAAAGCUUGGAGCUACUGUCGUGACAUAUCCCCUUUUGGUGGUAAAGUCGAGGCUUCAAGCAAAGCAAAUUGCUGGCACAGACACAAAGCAUCACUACAAAGGUACAUUUGAUGCGCUCACGAAGAUAGUUAAUAAUGAGGGUUUGUCUGGAUUUUACAAAGGGAUGAGCACAAAGAUUGUACAAAGUGUUCUUGCAGCUGCCGUUCUAUUUAUGAUUAAGGAGGAAUUAGUGAAAGGAGCACGUUUAUUGCUUUCAAAGAAUGGUGCCUUAUCAAAACCUCAAUAGUUGUAGACUUGUUUUAUACUCACCGGAGGUAUUCCUUUCCAGCUGCAAAAAAAAAAAAAAAAAAAAAAAAGAAAAAAGAAAAAAGUGAAGUAAAAUCCUGGCUGAGUUGAGCCAAUUUAUGGGCUUCAACUAUAACACGUAUUCUCUGAUGAAGGAAGGAAUCAUGUGAGUUACUGGAAGUGCAGCUCCUGUUAUGAAUGAUCAAGCAAGGGAUUCAUAUUUCAAGUAGCCGAAUUGUAAAAUGUUUAACUUGAUUUGUAAGCCUGAGGGAUAGCUCCUCUUAAUUAUCGUGUUAUUCAUAUUGAUUUUUUUUGUCAAACACAUAUUAAAUCAUGUAUUCGCGCCAUUGGAGCUCAGCGCUUCAGCAUAGUGGUAAAUUAUUAAAGCAUUCUGCUUUCCGUAUA